Trematosphaeria pertusa is the source of this 2125-nucleotide messenger RNA. RefSeq names its product HET-domain-containing protein. NCBI's taxonomy places the organism in Eukaryota, Fungi, Ascomycota, Dothideomycetes, Pleosporales, Trematosphaeriaceae. The transcript is spliced from 2 exons. The record is from RefSeq and is a predicted model, not a curated record. Bases 1 to 1944 code for a protein of 647 amino acids.
AUGAGGAGCGACCAUAAUAUCUGCCUCUUUCUAGGCCCGCUUGACGAGCAUAAAUCUAGCGUCGCGGCAGAUAUCUAUCUCCAGUAUGCAGAAGAAAACGGUCAGGCGAACUUGUGGGUAGGAGAUCUUCAUAUUGACAUCAGCAAUGAAGAAUCGAACACAUCCAGCAUUGGCGAGAGGAUUUCCUGGUCGCGCUUUGAAGAGAAGAUAAAUGAGUGUCGUCGGGAGCAUAUUAAAUGCCGCGGAGAAAUCAACCCAGCUCUGCCACGAGGAUUCCGGGUUAUCGAUAUCCCUAGACGACGCAUUGUGGAAACGAAUGACGCUUCAUUCGUCGCUCUUAGCUACGUCUGGGGCAGGGACACACGACCAUCACUUCUUACCGCUACCCGCGCAACCAUUGCAGCCAUGAAGAUGGACGGCGGCCUGUCCGUAUCGCAGAUUCCUCGAACGAUAGAAGAUGCUAUGAGCGCUUGCACCCGACUUGGGAUUAGAUAUCUAUGGGCUGACCGUCUCUGCAUCAUACAGGACGAUGCUGAAGACAAGAUCAAUCAAAUUAGCGCAAUGAACGAUGUAUACUCUUCAGCGCUAUUAGUGCUGGUCGUAGCCUAUGGCGACAGCAUGGAUUUCGGAAUCCACGGCAUUAGCCAUCAACGACCAACCGUUCAACACCAUGAAGGUAUCACUGGCCUUCGCGUUACAAACAUCGUUCGAGACCCCGAAGAGGACCACUUCGCUCUAUGGCAUACUCGAGGAUGGACAUACCAGGAAGCCGUCUGCGCAAACCGUCGACUUCACUUCACGAACACACGAGCAUACUUUGAAUGCAGGACCUCUAUCUUUCACGAAGACGCAUACAACUCAGAGACUGCAUUGAACGAGUUCACUUCCUAUGGGCUCCUUCUAGAGUCAGAGAACCCAGGCUUCGAAGCUUUCGCCCGCCAUCUCAAAAACUAUUCAUCUCGAAGCCUGUCGUACCGCUCCGAUACCUACAACGCCUUCAUUGGCAUCACGAACCUAUUAUAUGGGUCGCAUUCUGAAAGCACAUUCAUAUAUGGCUUACCAAAAGUGGAUUUCGAUCGAGCGCUGCGGUGGUAUGCAAAUAUGGGCACCAGUACCCCAUCUAGGUUGGAAACGCAGGAUAUCACCUGUCCCACUUGGUCAUGGUCAUCCGCUAUGGGUCACUCGGAUGAAGUGCACUAUCAAGAAACGAAAUUUUAUGGGGCACUGACACUCUGGUAUAGAAAAAGUGCCACUCCUAUGCCGGGAGAUGAGCAGCUGGAAGCAAUCAACACUCACAUCAAUACGAAAGUGGAUGAAGGCUGGGAAACCUAUAUGGCAAUUUCUUGUGAAGAGGGUUGUGUACGAAAUGCAUCCACUUCAUGGUCAUUAAAGAGCAAUUCGUUUUCGACUAUUCGGGAGUCCUUCACUGCUCGCUGGUCAAAUUAUCACGCAUUCCGGAAAGACACACUGCAGUCGCGAGAGCUGUCUCAAUGGUCCGAGAACUUGCACAUUCCAGCCGGCGAUGUCAAAGAUGGUGUUAUCCUGGCAGAACCCCAAACUGCCUUCUUCCGAGUCGGAACCAAGCCGUCAAAAAGCUAUGGUCUGGCUAUCUUCGACUCAGAAGACAAUGCCAUCGGCGAACUGUGCGGAGAGGUGACCCAGUUGAGAGAGGAAGUCGAUUCCCCUCAAUACGAAAGGACUGCUACGUGCGAAUUCAUUGCAUGUUCUAUUUCGGGUCUGCAUAUUCGGCCUUAUUCUGGAAAGGAGCGAGAGACGAAGAAUUAUUCAGAUGUAGAGGGUAAAAUGCUGGAUAUGUUGCCUAUUGUCAACCUAUUCAUGAUUCAGCGGAGAGGGAAGUAUGCAUAUCGAAGGGAACUCGGAUGGGUGUAUUUGAAAGACUGGGCCAAAUCGGACCGAACUUGGGAGAUGGUUAUGCUUGAGUAAUGGCUGAGUGCCUACUAGAUGGUGGUGGUAAAAUCUGAUGGCUCAUGAAAUGGUGUGCGCGCUCAAUUCGAGCGCCCAUUGACCGACCAGUAGCUAUCCCUGUCGCAAGGCCUCUGUCUGCGGUUUAUAACAUCUCGGCAAGCAGCAUUCUUGCUCUGGAGGGGCGCAGCACUCAAGACUG